AUGGAGAAACAUGACGGCGCCAAUGCCACCCACGAUUCCGAGGGUGGCCCCAUGGCUGAGAAUAGAGAGUAUAACUUGGCUGAGCAGCAUGAUCAGUUGGCGCGAGGACUGAAGAGUCGCCAUAUUCAAUUUUUGGCCCUUGGUGGUGCCAUUGGAACUGGUCUCUUCAUCGGUUCUGGAGGUAUUCUCUCAUCUACCGGCCCAGCCCCAUUAUUCAUGGCAUACAUCUCCAUGAUGAUGCUUGUCUGGGUCGUGAUGAACUGCCUUGCCGAGAUGGUCACGUAUCUGCCUAUGCGCGGUAUUACUGUUCCGUACUUCGUUGAUCGCUUUGUUGACCCAAGUCUUGGUUUUGCCGCUGGUUGGAAUUACUGGUACGCAUAUGCCAUUCUCAUUGGUGCCGAAGCCACUGCCGCUGGUAUCAUCAUUGACUACUGGGGUGCCAGUGUCAAUAUUGCAGUAUGGAUCACUGUCGUUUUGGUGGUUAUUCUUUUCCUCAACAUUAUCGCCGUCAGCUUCUUCGGUGAGGCCGAAUUUUGGUUCGCCAGUAUCAAGCUCAUCACCAUCAUGGGUCUCAUCAUUCUUGGUGUCGUCAUUUUCUUUGGCGGUGCUCCCAAAUCGGACGGCGUGCUUGGAUUCCACUACUGGAAGACCCCUGGAGCUUUCGUCGAAUACAAGGCCUCCGGCAGCACUGGCCGCUUUCUUGGCUACUGGCACGCCUUUGUCACUGCUGGUUUCGCCUUCAUCACAUCUCCCGAGCUGAUUGCUAUCGCUGCUGGUGAAACUAUUGCUCCACGACGCAACAUUCCCAAAGCCGCUCGACGAUUCGUCUGGCGUCUGGCCAUCUUCUACGGUUUCGGCUCCCUUGUCAUUGGUAUCAUUGUGCCCUCGGACGACCCAACACUGCUCGGAGCGAACGAGGCCGGCAAAAGCGAUGCCAGUGCCUCGCCCUUCGUCAUUGGUAUUCAGAACGUUGGCAUCCCAGUUUUGAACCACAUCAUCAAUGCCGCCAUCCUGACCUCAGCUUGGUCAGCCGGAAAUUCCUUCCUCUACUCGGGCAGUCGUGUUCUCUACUCCAUGGCGCUGAACGGCCAGGCCCCCAAGUUGUUCCGCAUCACCAACCGCAAUGGUGUACCCUGGGUUGCAGUCCUUUCCACAUGGUCCAUUGGUCUCCUCGCCUACCUUAACGUCUCCAACUCUGGUUCCGAGGUCUUCACCUGGUUCACCAAUAUCUCGACCAUCUCCGGUUUUGUUGCCUGGAUUGUUGUCAUGAUCACUUAUCUGCGUUUCCGCCGCGCCCUCAUCUUCAACAACUUGCUGCACACACUACCUUACAAGACUCCGCUCCAACCAUACGCCACGUAUGCUGCGGUGACUGUUGUCAGUCUUCUCACCAUCACCAACGGUUUCCAGACAUUCAUGCCCUUCAACGCCAAGAACUUCGUCGCUGCUUAUAUUACCCUCCCAAUCUUCCUCAUUCUGUAUGUUGGUCACAAGCUUUGGUUCCGAACCGCUCUCUACAUCCCGAUCGACAAGGUUGAUGUCAUCACCGGCAAGAAGGAGAUGGAUGAGCUGGAAGCCACGGAAGAGCCUCGCAUUGCCAAGAACUGGUUGCAGAAGGCGUGGUACUGGCUUGCAUAG
This is a messenger RNA of Pochonia chlamydosporia 170, 1638 nucleotides long. Its product is annotated as proline-specific permease. Gene Ontology annotation, biological process: amino acid transmembrane transport. The record is from RefSeq and is a predicted model, not a curated record. NCBI's taxonomy places the organism in Eukaryota, Fungi, Ascomycota, Sordariomycetes, Hypocreales, Clavicipitaceae. Bases 1 to 1638 code for a protein of 545 amino acids. Gene Ontology annotation, cellular component: membrane. The transcript has a single exon. Gene Ontology annotation, molecular function: amino acid transmembrane transporter activity.